Ailuropoda melanoleuca (giant panda) is the source of this 5848-nucleotide messenger RNA. It is a transcript of the gene KCNJ5, whose product is annotated as potassium inwardly rectifying channel subfamily J member 5. The transcript is spliced from 4 exons. NCBI's taxonomy places the organism in Eukaryota, Metazoa, Chordata, Mammalia, Carnivora, Ursidae. Gene Ontology annotation, molecular function: G-protein activated inward rectifier potassium channel activity. The record is from RefSeq and is a predicted model, not a curated record. Gene Ontology annotation, biological process: potassium ion import across plasma membrane; regulation of monoatomic ion transmembrane transport. Gene Ontology annotation, cellular component: plasma membrane. The coding region runs from base 402 to 1661 and encodes 419 amino acids.
AGGAGGGGGAGAGAGAGGGAGAGCAAGGGAGAGAGAGGGAGAGUGCGAGCGUGAGCAGAGCCUCCCGCUGCUGGAGGAAGGGAGUGACUGAAGGGGCUGGCGAGGGAAGGGACAGGAUGGCUUAGAAGCCUCCGGCCACAGGACCCCACGACAGGGAGGAGCUCUAGGCAGAGUCCGAGGCUGUGGUAAUGGCUGGGGCUGGAGAGUCCCCUCGAGGGCCCUGAGCGCCUCUGCACCGCCUCUAAGGGAGGUCCAGAAGUUAGCAUCAGUGGGACUGGAAGCUCCGAUCUCAGCAAAUCUGAGACACAAAGAAAGGAGAAAGGGAGUUAUAAAGAAAAAACCUCAGGCUCUGGGCCCCAUGAGCAAGAACCCAGAUAUCAGCUCUGCCAGGCAUCCCAGCCAUGGCUGGCGAUUCUAGGAAUGCUAUGAACCAGGAUAUGGAGAUUGGAGUCACUCCCAGGGACCCGAAGAAGAUUCCCAAACAGGCCCGCGAUUACCUCCCCAUCGCCACUGACCGUACUCGCCUGCUAGCGGAAGGCAAGAAGCCCCGCCAGCGCUACAUGGAAAAGAGUGGCAAGUGCAACGUCCAUCAUGGCAACGUCCAAGAAACCUACCGGUACCUGAGCGACCUCUUCACCACCCUGGUGGACCUCAAAUGGCGCUUCAACCUGCUUGUCUUCACCAUGGUCUAUACCAUCACUUGGCUGUUCUUUGGUUUCAUUUGGUGGCUGAUUGCUUACAUCCGGGGUGAUCUGGACCAUGUUGGUGACCAGGAGUGGAUCCCUUGUGUUGAAAACCUCAGUGGCUUUGUGUCUGCCUUCCUGUUCUCCAUUGAGACUGAAACCACCAUUGGGUAUGGCUUCCGGGUGAUCACAGAGAAGUGUCCAGAGGGCAUCAUACUUCUCCUGGUCCAGGCCAUCCUUGGCUCCAUCGUCAAUGCCUUCAUGGUAGGGUGCAUGUUCGUCAAGAUCAGUCAGCCAAAGAAGAGAGCAGAGACCCUCAUGUUUUCCAACAACGCGGUCAUCUCCAUGAGGGAUGAGAAGCUCUGCCUCAUGUUCCGGGUGGGUGACCUUCGCAACUCCCACAUUGUGGAGGCCUCCAUCCGUGCCAAGCUCAUCAAGUCCCGGCAGACCAAAGAAGGGGAGUUCAUCCCCCUGAACCAGACGGACAUCAACGUGGGCUUCGACACUGGGGAUGACCGUCUCUUCCUGGUGUCUCCACUCAUCAUCUCCCACGAGAUCAACGAGAAGAGCCCUUUCUGGGAGAUGUCUCGGGCCCAGCUGGAUCAGGAGGAGUUUGAAGUCGUGGUCAUUCUAGAAGGGAUGGUGGAGGCAACAGGCAUGACUUGCCAGGCACGGAGCUCCUACAUGGACACAGAGGUGCUCUGGGGCCACCGAUUCACACCAGUCCUCACGUUGGAGAAGGGUUUCUAUGAGGUGGACUACAACACCUUCCAUGACACGUACGAGACCAACACGCCCAGCUGCUGUGCCAAGGAGCUGGCAGAAAUGAAGCGGGAAGGCCGGCUCCUCCAGUACCUCCCUAGCCCGCCCCUGCCAGGGGGCUGUGCUGAGACAGAGCUGGAUACAGAGGCUGAGCACGAGGGGGAGGAAGAGCCUGAGGGUCUGAGUGGGUCCCGGGAGAACAGGGGCUCCGUGUGAGGACUGUACUCGCCCCAGAACCUCCUCUCCCUGGCCUCUGAGCCCAGUACCGGCUGCAGAGCGGGGGGAGGAGGGUGUGAAUGAGCUGAGGGUGCGGUUUGGGGAGCCCAGGAGCCAUCAAGGCUCUGUGGGGAGGAACAGUGUAUCCCGUCCUGGAAGCUCCCAGCUCAGGCCUCCCUGAGCAGGUGGCCCCCGCCUGGGCCCCUGAGGUGGUGCUGACCUCUUUCCUGCCAGCUGCUGUCAGCACGGCUCAGGGCCAGGCUGGGAUGGGGUUCCCCACAAUGAGAGUUACAGGGCGGCCUCUGUCUUUGUACACACUUCCCUCUGCCCACUGGCCAGGGUCACCUCCCUCCUUGGGUCUCAAGACCAACCAGCAGCUCUCCUCCAGGGGCUGACACCUAGAGAGGGCCUGCCCCUCAUUCCUACCGCCCUGAGGCUUGUUGUGGGUUCUGCCCACCUGGAAGUGCCACCCCCUGGUCCUAGGGUGAGCUCACAGACCUCAUGGGUCAGGGUCCACGCGACUCAUGCAGGCAGUUCCUCUUGGCUCCCGGACCAGUGUCCACUUCCUGAGAGCUAUGGAGGACCAGGCCCUUCAUUAGUGGUCCGUAAGCAUCUGUGAAGCAUGUGUGUCUCCUCUGUCGUGUUCCGCGUGUCACGUGUAGCCUACCAGAUAACCGAUAUCCUUAGAGUGACCCUCAGAAGGUGGCUUGGGCCACAUCGCACCCCCGGGCACACGUAGAGCUCUCGUCAGCCACGUCCUGGCCAUUCCUGACCACACCGUGGCCCGCUGCUCCCACCCAACAAAGAACCCAGUGACCUGUUCUUUUCUGGUACUUUCGGCCCCAGAAUCUCAAAGUACUUAUAACCUUCACUGUAGCUCUCUUCCACCGCCUCAGCCUGGAGUGUGAUCCACGGAGAAAGCUGGGGUUCCGAAGGCAAGAUGAGCCAGUCAGAACUGAACCGGGAGGGGGGAGAAAAACAGAGGGGCAAGGAAUUAAAUGCUUAAAAUAAGCAUCCCCACCAAACAUUGCGGAGAUAUUCUGACUUCAGCUCAGCGCCCCUAUCUGGGGGGAGGCAGAUGUGAGGCACAGUGGGGGUGGGAGCUCCUGGGGGUGACCGGGCCUUCAGCGCCAGCAGAGAAGCCCCUGGGCCUGCUCCCCACAGGCUGGGCCAGGAGAGCCCGGAUGAAGCCUCAGAAGAGGGAAAGGGAGGAAACGGGUGAAGGCAAUCCAUGGGAGAAUCGGGGAGCCGGGGAGCCUCAAGAGAGAAAAGAGAAAAGAGCAGAGCAGAGCCUUAAAAAGGACAAGUUGCAGAGGGCUUUUCUUUUCCAGUCUGGAGGCCCAGGAGGACGGGCGGCCGGUGCCGACUGUCCUGUCAACGCGGCGCGCCUGGUAUGUGUUGCCGCAGACAGGCUCCUGAUUAGUGGACCUAGACCUGGAGACAGAUUGCAAACGUUUCCUGGCCACAGAAUUAUGGAGUCACAGAUUAUGACUUUCACAGCUCUCAGCUGGCCUUCGAUAACGGAAGCAUUUUCCUGCUGGCUACGAGGUGCCUUCCCUGGGCGUGAGAGAUGCAGCAGAGUGAGGCAGAGGGUGAGGCCGAGCAAAGGGCACGGCAUUGGGACCUCAGGCCCACAUGCCCUCAGGCUGGGUGUUCUAGGUCCAGGGGCUGGUGAGAGAGGAGGCAGGCAGGCUGAGGUGGGGAACUGCCUCUCGGGGGGCUGUCACAGCAGAGGAAGGGGAUCCUUGUGCUUGGACACGUGGCCUGGGUCUUGAGAGGAGGGGCAGGGAUACAGGGAGCAAGCGGGGCUCUUCCUGCCCGGGGCACGGGGCUGAAUCUUGAUUCUAGGCAUUUUUUCUGUGGGGAAGCAGGUCUGGAGGGAAUGGGGAAUGCACUGGAAUCCUGCCCCCCAUGGAAAAGGGAACAAGGCAGCCUUGAGCACCCUGGUGGGGAACUGCAUGCUAUCAGGCAUCUAGGGCCUGCAGUCCCUUAUGAAGAUAGGAUGCCUUGGGGGUGGGAGGAGCUACAGCUGGGAUGGGAGGAGCUACGGCUGGGAUGGGAGGAGCUACAGCUGGGGUGGGAGGAGCUACAGCUGGGAUGGAGGAGCUACAGCUGGGUGGGAGGAGCUACAGCUGGGGUGGGAGGAGCUACAGCUGGGAUGGAGGAGCUACAGCUGGGGUGGGAGGAGCUACAGCUGGGAUGGGAGGAGCUACAGCUGGGGUGGGAGGAGCUACAGCUGGGGUAGGAGGAGCUACAGCUGGAACUCUCAGUGUGGGGGUGUCGGUACUCACCCCGGGGCCUCCUGGAAGACCCAGGGCUUGCCCAGCAGGACUAUUUCCUUGCACCCCAUCCCCCACCCCAAGGCAGAUCUAAAACCGGCCUUAGUCAAAACCCAUCAGUGCCUGCGGGUUACAGCCCUCAGUGAGGCAGCUAAGCAAGGGUGGGGACACCACAGGUGAAGCUAGCCCACAGCUGGACUGGAGCUCAGGGCCUGCUUCACACCUGCCUCUAAAACAGCCCCCAGCUGGCUGGGCGAGCCACUCUCCAGUUCUCUAACUGUGCUGUGGGCUCCGUGAACCCAGGCCCUGUCAUGUCUCUGCCAAUCAUCGAAGCCGUAGAGGCGAGAGAAGCAGAUGAGAUCAAUACACCCCAGCUCCCUGAGAGGUCAGAGCCCACAUGACUGGGAUUAGUCACAUUCGCUGCUUUCCCUCGCGGAAAUCCAGGUGCAGGAAGACUGCCCUUCAUAUCCCAAGGAAACCCUUCUUCACGUGCAGUUGAUACAACUGAAGUUAGAAACAUCGUUCAGAGAGUUUUCUGGAAGUUCUCGUGUAAACAUGCACUUACUCAAUGUAAAGUCCAAUGAGGGCCAGAGUUCCAGUGGAUCACCUGCACCCCAGCCACACGUGGGUCACAGCCCCGAGCUACAGAGCUCCGAGCCCCCCAUCGCUUCCGAUGGGUCACAGAGUGGAGCUAAGCCAGUCUGUAAGGUGAGCCCACUGGUAACUCCCAUAGGCUUCAACAUCUCCCAAAUCGCAAAGCAGGAUCUCAAAGGUCAGUCCCUGAAGGCAUUGGGAGCUAACCUCCUGUCUUCGCUUCCAAGACCUCCCUCUCUGAAAUCGUCCCCUGUAAGGGAGGAGCCCCUGAGAACUCAGAAGAAGGUAAGUUGCCACUAAUUCUCCUCUCCCCGUGAGUCUGACACGUGAUGGGGGUUGACAGCAUUGCCCUGGACCCUGUUUCCAGGCCAGGCAGAGUGGGUAUUGCCCGUGACUCUCCCCUUCAGAGACCACCCAUGUGCCACCAGAACCCAUGUCCUGUCAUUUCCUUCUGCUGCUUGAAGAUCCUGGCCUGAGCCGUUGACCUUGUUGGAGGAGAAAAAGCCCGCGUCUGUCUGGGAAGAACCCGCCUUGCUCACCGUCUGUAACAACUGGGUCCUGCUUUCCAGCCUGCCUCCACCACGGUCUCACAUGAGAGCCAUAGCAACUUGAAAUUUUUGUGCUGAAAUUGCCAAAAACAGACACACACACACACACACACACACACACACCCCAAAAGUUGCCUGUUGUCUCCUAAGAUGCCCUGAACACCUCUCAGCACAUACGCCCUUUCCGGAGCGCCCGCAACAUGCCCAGCAGGGGGUUAGGCACCUCACCUGGAGGAUUGCAUGUAAUUCUCAAACCCUACAGAGAAGCUCUUAGUAACCCCUUGUUACCAAUGAGAGAAGCGAAGUGCAGAGAGGUUAAUUAGUUUGCUCAAGGCCACAGAUGAUAAUAGGCAGGGCCUGUGAGCCAAGCUCCUCCCAAGCAAAUACGGAGGCCAUCGGUGUGCAUUACACCCACCUCCAGGACGUCUCCGGAGCUGGGGCAGGAAUAAGGAGAGCCCCACCUCCUCAGAUCACCAAUUUCUGUGCUGUGCUUUGAACGUCAACCUCCACCCACCAGCAGUGUUCUCCUGUGGCAGGAUAAUUGGGAAACACCUUUCUCUGAUGCCUUGAGAAUUAAUGAGCUGUGAAAAGAGAUUAGAUGGGGAAUUAUUGCUUUCUGGAAGAAGCCACUUAGUCUGCUCAGCUUGUUUUUUUUUUGCUAACCGCAUCUCCUUAAGCCGCUGUGUCAAAUCUCUUUCUCCCUGUGUAAGAUUUGUCAAUCUUAUUAAAGAGAACACUCUUGCACUGCUAAAAAAAAAUUCAUCCA